CUGCUCCUGGCCGCGCUGGCCGCGCUGGCGCUGGCCCGAGAGCCCCCGGCGGCGCCGUGUCCCGCGCGCUGCGACGUGUCGCGGUGCCCGAGCCCUCGCUGCCCCGGCGGCUACGUGCCCGACCUAUGCAACUGCUGCCUGGUCUGCGCUGCCAGCGAGGGCGAACCGUGCGGCCGCCCCCUCGACUCGCCGUGCGGGGAGAGCCUGGAGUGCACGCGCGGCGUGUGCCGCUGCCGCUGGGCGCACGCCGUGUGCGGCACCGACGGGCACACCUACGCCAACGUGUGCGCGCUGCAGGCGGCCAGCCGGCGCGCGCUGGAGCUCUCGGGGACGCCCGUGCGCCAGCUGCAGAAGGGCCCCUGCCCCUCGGGUCUCCACCAGCUGACCAGCCCACGGUACAAGUUCAACUUCAUCGCGGACGUGGUGGAGAAGAUUGCGCCGGCCGUGGUCCACAUAGAGCUCUUCCUGAGACACCCUCUGUUUGGUCGCAACGUGCCCCUGUCCAGUGGCUCAGGCUUCAUCAUGUCGGAGGCCGGCUUAAUCAUCACCAACGCCCACGUGGUGUCCAGCACCAACACCGUCUCCGGCCGGCAGCAGCUCAAGGUGCAGCUGCAGAAUGGUGACAGCUACGAGGCCACCAUCAAGGACAUCGACAAGAAGUCGGACAUCGCCACCAUCAAGAUCCACCCCAAAAAAAAGCUGCCGGCGCUGCUGCUGGGCCGCUCGGCAGACCUGCGGCCUGGUGAGUUCGUGGUGGCCAUCGGCAGCCCCUUUGCCCUGCAGAACACCGUGACCACGGGCAUCGUCAGCACAGCCCAGCGGGACGGCAAGGAGCUGGGCCUCCGGGACUCGGACAUGGACUACAUCCAGACAGACGCCAUCAUCAACUACGGGAACUCCGGGGGACCACUGGUGAACCUGGACGGCGAGGUCAUUGGCAUCAACACACUCAAGGUGGCAGCCGGUAUCUCCUUCGCCAUCCCCUCGGACCGCAUCACGCGCUUCCUCGCGGAGUUCCAGGACAAGCACGUCAAAGACUGGAAGAAGCGAUUCAUUGGCAUCCGGAUGCGGACCAUCACACCAAGUUUGGUGGAAGAACUAAAGGCCAGCAACCCAGACUUCCCGUCGGUCAGCAGUGGGAUUUACGUGCAAGAGGUUGCCCCAAACUCACCGUCUCAGAGAGGGGGCAUCCAAGAUGGCGACAUCAUUGUCAAGGUCAACGGGCGCCCCCUGGCGGACUCGAGCGAGCUACAGGAGGCGGUCCUGACGGAGUCCCCUCUGCUGCUGGAGGUGCGGCGGGGGAAUGACGACCUCCUGUUCAGCAUCGCACCCGAGGUGGUCCUGUGAGGUGGUCCUGUGAGGGUGGGGCCCUCCCCACAUCGCCGAGUACCAAAGCCUACAGCCUGGGACAGGUGCCAGCCGAGAGGUCCCGUCCAGAGCAGCUGCCUCCCACAGGGUCAGGACGAAGGACCACGGACGGUCCUCAGCAGAGCCAGUGGCCUCCUCCUGGCCGUCCAGGGGCAGAGCCACAGGCAGGGCUUGGCCAGGGACCCACCUCAGCCUUCGGGAAGGCUGAAUUCCACAUCACAGUGCCAUGGGGGAAGCCAGACGUCCCCCUCGUACAGAUGCUUCUGAGGGCCACCUUCGAAGUGCCGGGAUGUCAAGAACACUCCUCUGGAGCUCCCCACAGGUCCCACCCUCCCUUCUACG
Ailuropoda melanoleuca (giant panda) is the source of this 1710-nucleotide messenger RNA. It is a transcript of the gene HTRA3, whose product is annotated as HtrA serine peptidase 3. NCBI's taxonomy places the organism in Eukaryota, Metazoa, Chordata, Mammalia, Carnivora, Ursidae. The transcript has 9 exons. The record is from RefSeq and is a predicted model, not a curated record. Gene Ontology annotation, cellular component: extracellular region. Gene Ontology annotation, biological process: proteolysis. Gene Ontology annotation, molecular function: protein binding; serine-type endopeptidase activity. The annotation marks the transcript as partial.